This is a messenger RNA of Leptopilina heterotoma, 11516 nucleotides long. RefSeq names its product cubilin-like (gene Cubn). The transcript is spliced from 51 exons. Lineage: Eukaryota; Metazoa; Arthropoda; Insecta; Hymenoptera; Figitidae. Gene Ontology annotation, molecular function: calcium ion binding. The record is from RefSeq and is a predicted model, not a curated record. Bases 91 to 11343 code for a protein of 3750 amino acids.
AAAACUACUGAAAGUGUAUACAGUGAUUCGAAAUGUUGUAAUUUUUUGUAAAUUUUUAAAAGUAGUUUUAUUAAAAAAGCGCAUUGCAAUAUGUUAUUAAGAACAAUAUGGUUGUUUAUAAUUUUUUGUAAAUUUUGUGAAGCUUGGAUUAACGAAAGACCAGUUUUGGAGUCAAUAGAUGGCAACUUAUUUAUAUCAAGUGCUAAAGAUAAAAAUAUUACUUUAAAACCUUUGGGAAAUGGAGUCGUUAACAUUAAUGAUAUUAAUUUACUACACGUCGCAACGGAGGCACAAAAAGCUUCAAAAUUGAUAGACAGAUGGAAAAGUGGGCGUUUAGCAGACAUUGAAUUUAGUAUUCAGAGAUUAUCUGAAUAUGUAGAAGGCCCUCAUGGACUUCUCCGACGGAUGGAUUCAUUAACAGGCCGAGAUUCCACUUAUGCUAAUACUUCAAAUUUAAAUCCAAAUACAAACCCGGAAAUAGAAGAGACUAGAAAUGAGGAAGUUCGCAAAGUAAGAUUGAGGGUGACAAAUUUGGCAAAGAAAGUGAGAAAUAUUGAACGAAAGUUGAGACGAAAUGAUUGUGUCAGCGAUCCAUGCCAGAAUGGUGGCACAUGUAUAGAUCUUUAUGAUGGUGUUCAAUGUCUUUGUCCUACUAAUUUUGAGGGUCCAUUUUGUUCCAUUGAUGUUGAUGAAUGCAUGAAAUACAAAAACACCGACUUGGGUUGUCAAAACGGAGCAACUUGCCACAAUAUUUUUGGUUCAUACGAGUGCAUUUGUUCUCCAGGAUGGUAUGGAAAGGACUGUGUAUUGAAAUCAACAAAUUGUAGUUUGCAAAAUGAUGCAGAAUUAUGUGGGCACGGCCAUUGUAUUACUGUUGCAGGAUCACCACUUGGCUAUACUUGUCUUUGUAAACAGGGAUGGGAAGCCCAAGAUGUAACAAAUCCGACAUGUACCAAAGAUGUUAAUGAAUGUGCAUUAAAUCAUCCACCAUGUUCGGUGAAUCCUCCUGUUGUUUGUCACAACGUUCCAGGAUCAUAUUUUUGUGGCAGCUGUCCACAAGGUUACACUGGAAAUGGAUAUUAUUGUAGUGAUGUUGACGAGUGUCUUUAUGACAAUGGAGGAUGUAGUACAGUACCUCGAGUACAGUGCAUCAAUACAAUGGGCUCCCGAAUUUGUGGAUCUUGUCCAACAGGCUAUGAAGGUAACGGAGAAAUAUGCACCUAUGUCGGUGGCUGUAAGAUUAAUAAUGGAGGUUGCCAUCCUUUGGCAAUAUGCUCCGAAAGUUCAUUUAGUGGAGUCACCUGUCGCUGUCAUCCUGGAUACAUUGGAGAUGGAAUUGCUACUUGCACUCCUCAAUCGAGCCCAACAGAUCACACGGGAGCUUGCGCUAGUAGUCCUUGUAUUCACGGAUCAUGUAUUCCUGGAGUUGGAAAUACGUUCUCAUGCCAUUGUCAAAAUGGUUACAUGGGUAUUUUAUGCAAUUUAGCGGUUGAUCCAUGCAAUCCAAAUCCCUGUAGAAAUAACGGAGUUUGCAAGAGAACGUUAUCUGGAGGUGUCACUUGCGAAUGUACAUCAAGUUUCACUGGAUCAAGGUGCCAAAAGUCGAGACAAUCAUGUGGUGCAGUUUUAAGAGAUCCUGCUGGUACUGUUGAAUAUCCACUUGGUGGUGUAAAUUAUCAGGAUGGACAAACAUGCGCUUGGCAAUUGAAAACCAAUCACAGUUUUGUCUUUAAUGUCACGUUUACUCGAUUCUCCUUAGAAUCUUCAUCUGAGUGUGCCUAUGAUUUUCUGGAAAUUCACGAUGGAGAAAGUACAAGGGAUCAUCCGUUUGGUAGAUUUUGUGGUGGAAUUGGUAAUCUACCGAAUAGAGGAAAUAUUAUUUCCUCACAUAAUGCCCUUUAUUUUUGGUUUCGUUCUGAUCAUACUGUAGCAUCAGAAGGAUUCGCCUUUACAUGGAAUGUGAUUCCUCCAGUUUGUGGAAAUACAAUUAGAGCUGAUAUAGGAACAAUUAAUUCUCCUGGUUAUCCAGGAAAGUAUCCACCACAUAGAGAUUGCUACUGGUAUAUUUAUGUUACCCCAGGAAAAAGGAUUAAUCUCCAUUUUGCUCAAAUGAUGCUGGAAGAACAUGCCACCUGUGAAUAUGAUUAUUUGCAAAUUAAUGAGACUACAACUUACGGGAACAGGCAGAUUGGUUUAUAUUGCAAUCACACUCAUCCAACACCUCUUAUAUCCUCUGGAUCGGAACUUAUAUUACAUUUUCAUUCAGACAGUGCUGGUCAGGAUUUUGGUUUUCAAAUCACCUAUUCCAGUCAGGCAGCCUCACCGGAAUGUGGGGGUGUCUUCACUCAAGAUCAUGGAGACAUUGCAUCACCUGGAUAUUUAUCAUCAGUGGGCUAUGAAGCAAAUACAGUUUGUGAAUGGGAAAUCCGUCUUCCUCCAAAUGAACGAAUCAAAAUAACUUGGAUUGGAUUUGAACUCGAAUCAUCGACAUCAUGUAUCUUUGAUUCGGUUUCGCUUUACGAAGGUGGUACAAUGGAAUCACCACUAAUUGGAAGUUACUGUGGAUAUGAUCUUCCGGAGUCUGCGACUCUAAAUACAAACAUCUUGCUAAUUCGUUUACAAACGGAUAUGUCUAGUCAUAGGCAAGGUUUUCAUUUGAAAUACGAAACAGCUUGUGGUGGGGAAUUUUAUGAACCUAAUGGAACCAUACAAUCUCCUUUAUAUCCAUCAUUGUAUCCACCAUCUAAAAUGUGUACCUACAAAAUUAUUCAACCAGCGGGUAAAGUAAUAGCACUUAGUCUAGAAUUUCUGGAGAUUGAAACAUUGGGUCAAGGUGUAUGUGCAUAUGAUCUUCUUAAUAUCUACGAUGGAAUGAAUGACAAUGCCACUCGUCUUGCUUCACUUUGCGGAACUAAUGAUAAUAUGCCAGCUGAACCUUAUAUAUCGAAACAUAACUAUAUGUACUUGGUGUUUGAAAGCGAUAUCAAUGUACAAUAUCGUGGCUUUUCAGCCAAUUACACAACUUUAGAUGUUGAAUGUGGAGGAAUACAUACAGAUCCAGAAGGUGAUAUUCAGUAUCCAGUUGGUGGAGGAGAAUACAGAAAUAAUUUAAACUGUAUUUGGUUAAUUCACGCACCUCCUGGUCAUAUUGUUCAAAUUUCUUGGAGUCUAUUUAGUCUCGAGCACGAUUUUAAAUGUAGAAAUGAUUAUGUGGAACUUUUCGAUAGCUAUAAAGUCACUGCAUCGAAAACCAUGGGAAAAUUCUGUAGUAACGUUUUACCUCCAUCAAUGAUGACUCAAGGACAAGAUAUGACAAUAGCUUUUCGAUCAGAUUUCAAUUUGGGAUACCGAGGUUUUAAUGCACAUUAUAAAUUUGUGGAUAUUUCAAAGUCAUGUGACGGACAUUUGUUUGCAAUGACUGGAGUUAUUAGAUCUCCUAAUUAUCCUGAAAAUUAUCCAAGAUCUGUGACUUGCGAGUGGAUAAUCGAAGCACCUAGUAAGCAUCAAGUAAUUCUUCGAGUGAAAGAUUUUCAGAUAGAAAAGAAAGGUUGUUUAUAUGAUUAUCUAGAAAUAAGAAAUGGUCUUUAUAAUAACUCACCUUUAAUUGGAAAAUACUGUGGUGAUUUAGGAACUAUUCCAAGCACCAUUAAAAGUUUCAGUAAUCACAUGUUUUUGAGAUUCGUCAGCGAUACAACUGAAGCGGAUAAAGGUUUCGAAAUUGAGUGGGAUCUCUUGACAAUAGGAUGUGGAGGUACAUUAACAGCAGCGAAUGGUGACAUUAUUUCUCCAAAUUAUCCACAACCGUACGGAAAAAGUGCUCUCUGUACAUGGAACAUUAUAGUAUCAGCUGGUAGCUUUGUGCAAAUUGUAUUUGCCGACUUUGAGUUGGAAACUCAUAAUACUUGUCGAUUUGAUUAUUUGGAAAUUGGUGAAGGUAGCGACGCUAAUCGUCAGAAUGUCAAUCGUUAUUGUGGUACUAAAUAUCCAAAUGUUGUCACAUUCCAAAGUAAUCUAGUAACAAUUCGAUUUAGAAGUGAUCCUUCUAACCAUUAUCGAGGAUUUCAUCUUAAGUACAGCACCGAAUGCCACAAUACAAUUCGUGGUAUCCAAGGAGUUAUCGAAUCGCCAAACUUUCCUCGAAAUUACGAGCAUUCGACUAAUUGCACUUGGAUGAUAGAGGCACCAAUUGGUAACAAGGUGAACAUAACAUUCUCCCAUUUCGAGCUAGAAAGUGGAAGAAAUGAAAAUGUUUGUGAUAAUGAUUAUCUAAAAAUAGAAGAGGGUUCCGAAGGGACCGCAACAAAUGUUUUAGGUACAUUUUGUGAUACGGAAAUACUUCCACCUAAAAUUGCCUCAAAGGAGCAUCAGGUUUUUGUAACAUUUAUCACUGAUAGUUUUAUUAAUCACAAUGGAUUUAGACUUGAAUGGGUUGUAAAUGGCUGCGUAGAACAUUUAACGAAACCUAAAGGUACAUUCAGUUCUCCGGGAUAUCCUACCGGUUAUCCCCUAGAUACUGUCUGUGAAUGGUUAAUAGAAGUUGACUACGUACACAGUAUACAACUGACAUUUGAUGAGGUUUUAACUGAAAAAGGCUCCAACUGUGACUUCGAUUUAGUUGAUAUUUACAGUGGUGGAAAUGAUAAGGCGCCAAAAUUAGGAGAAUUAUGCCACUCAACAAAACCUGUUACAUUCACCAGCUCUGGAAAUAAAAUAUAUGUCAGAUUCAUUUCUGAUGGUUCCACUGCGAAUAAAGGUUUCCAAGCCAGAUACGAAAGUGUUAAUUUGAGAUGUGGAGGGCAUUUCACAGCACAAUCUGGUUCAAUUCAUUCGCCUUAUUAUCCUCAAAAUUAUCCACAUAAUCAAAACUGUGAGUGGCUUUUGAUAGUCGAUACGGAUCAUGUAGUUAGAUUGAAUUUCACUAACUUUGAUAUUGAGAAUACGAAGAAUUGCUCAGAUGACUAUGUUAAAGUAUAUGAUGGACCGUCAAACACAGCUGCUUUGCUUGGUACUUUUUGUCAUAAUAAAAUACCGCCUACAUUGACUUCUACUGGAAAUCAAAUGCUAGUAGUAAUGAGAAGUGACAGUUUCCUCACUGCCAAAGGUUUCAAAGCUGAUUACCAAAGAGCAUGUGGUGCUACAAUAACAGUAAAGGACAAUGGUAUUUUAAGUACAUCUUCGUCCUUAUUUUUGAGGGAACUGGCAACAAACUGUAGUUGGAUUCUUAUUGCUGAAGAUCCAGCCGAUCACAUUACUUUAACUUUUACUCAUAUGCAAUUUCCAAGUGAUUGUGAUAAUCAGUACGUGCAAGUUCAUGAUGGUCCUAUCAUUGAGGGACCUUCAUUGGGAACAUGGUGCACAACUGACGUUCCACCGCCGAUUAUCAGUAGUGGAAAUUCUUUAACAGUGAAUCUAGUGUCGAAUUUAUACAAUUCUGAAAGUUCAUUUUCAGCUUUCUAUUCUAGUCUAAAUACCGCUUGUGGUGGAAAUUAUUCAUCAAUGAGUGGAUCACUAACGUCUCCAUCAUAUCCAAAUAGUUAUCCAAUGAAUGCUGAAUGUAUUUGGACAAUUUCAGUGUCACCUGGAAAUGGAAUAGUUUUAGGUUUUCCAGAAUUUAGUUUAGAAACAAGUUCACAUUGCAAUGAAGAUUAUUUGGAAGUACGUGAGAGCAAUGGAAUUGGAAAAUUAUUGGGAGUAUUUUGCUCUGAAACUCCAGAAACAAUUAUAUCAAAUAAAACACUUUGGAUUAAAUUUAGAAGUGAUGGGAAAGGAACAGCAUCUGGUUUUAGAGCAGAUUACGUUCUUCUUCAUGGAAUGGAUUUAGAUGGACCAACUGGACAAAUUGCAUCGCCUCUAUAUCCUAAGCCUUUGGUAUUCAAUGAAGAAUACAGUUGGAGAAUUACUGUUGAGUUUGGAUGGAUUAUAAAGAUCGAAUUUCAGGACUUUGCAAUUGGAUUUAUUGGACAUGUUUACGAUGGGUGUUCUGUUAAACUUGAUAUAUACGAUGGUUAUAAUGAUGAAGCUCCUACGUUAUUUUCUGAUUGUGGAAUAACUAAACCAGAACCUGUCUAUUCCAGUAGUGAUACCGUUUACAUUAAAUUAGUAUCAGUGGUUUAUAGUUUACAGUGGCAUAAUGCCGGUUCUUUGUUCUUGCUAUCAUGGCACCAAAUUCCAAGAGGUGAAAUUCAUGAAGAGAAUCAAGUACAAAAAUUGUCAGAAUGCAAUCAAAUGAUAAGUUUAACGGAUCCUCGAAAUGAAAGUUAUGUAAUUUCUUCUCCGGGAUAUCCAGAUGGAUAUUCCACUAAUUUGGAAUGCAAUUGGUUCUUUACAUCACCAUUGGGAACGCAUCUUACUUUCCAAGGUCGAUCAAUGGAUCUAGAGGAAACAACCGAUUGUCUUACAGAUUAUGUUGCUAUUUAUUCAGGAAACGCUUUAAAUUCGAAUGAUGGAACUUUACUGAGACAGGAAUGUCUGUCGAAUAAUUCAUUAAUUACUAUACCAACUGGUAAUGAAAUGACUGUUCGUUUUGUAUCUGAUUAUGGUGUAAAUGGAACAGGUUUCGAGGCUGUUGUUUAUAGAGAAUGUGGAGGACAAUUGAAAGGACCAACAGGAAUCAUUCAGUACGAUAAUUCUUCUUAUUAUGCUGUACAUUCACUUCGAUGCGAAUGGAAUGUUACUGUUAGACCAGGAAGAACAAUAGAAGUCAAAUUUCUUGAAUUAGAAAUGAUGAACAAAGAUCCUAAAGUUUGCAAUCGCAAUUUCAUAAUGUUAAAGAAUGGAGAAUCGGCAUUUUCUCCUCUUCUUGGAGAAGGAAAAUAUUGCGGUGAUAGUCUUCCUUCAUCUUUAAUGACAACAACAAAUAAAUUGUAUGUUAAAGCAGUAUGGCUGGCAUCUUCUGCAAAAUUCAAAUUGUCAUACAGGGAAGUCGGAAUGGAUUGUGGGGGACAAUUAAUUCUAUCUGGUGAAAACAGUUCCGUAGAGUUUUCAACGCCGAAUUAUCCAAAUGUACCACCACCAUACACUGAAUGUAUUUGGACACUUUUAGCCCCAGCUGGAAAAAGGCUAUCAAUUCAUUUCAUCAAUGCCUUCGAUUUAACAGACAGUGCAAACUGUGAAAAAGAGUACGUUGAAAUUCGAGAUGGUGGUACGGAAUCCUCGAAAAUAUUGGGAAGAUUUUGUUCAGACAUUGCUCCCAGUACAAUUACUUCAAACGAUAAUGCUUUAUAUGUUCAUUUCUAUUCCGAUGUCUCAGAUCAAAAGAAUGGAUUCCAUGCAGUUGUAACAACAGAUGCUAUAUGUGGGGGAAUAAUGAGAGGUGUUCGUGGUGUAAUUAGAUCACCAAAUUAUCCUAAUAAUUAUCCAAAAAAUCAAAAUUGCGUUUGGUGGAUUAUUGGACCAUUGAGUUAUUCAUUAAGAAUUCAGUUCCAAGAUAUACAUUUACCCAGUUUGAGAAAAUGUAAUCAAACUGAUCAUUUAAUUAUUAGUGAGAAAUUACCUGAAAAUAGUACAGCUACGGAGAUUGGUACAUAUUGUGGAUGGAAUAAACCAGAAUUAAUAAGAACUGCAUCUAAUGAGGCAUUAAUUACUUUCGUAACAGACGAUAAAGAAUUUACCUGGUACAGGGGAUUUAGUUUAAAUUAUUCUAUAAGCUUUGAAAAAUGUGGCGGUGCUCUAUCGGGAAUGUUUGGUGAAUUCAAGACAUCGGGUUAUCCGAAUGGAAAUCUAAGAAGAUACUGUGUAUGGAGAAUUGUAGUUCCAGAAGGUUUUCAAGUUGUUGUAGAUGUCCUAGACAUUGAAUCAGAUGAUAGAUAUCCAAUUAAGUUCUUUAACGACAUGUACCAUAUUUCGAAGAUAAGAUUCUUGAAAGCUAGUGAUUCUGAGAAACGUAUUGUUAGUUCUUCUAACAUAAUGGUUGUUUCCCACUUCUCUCAAUUUGGACAACGUGGGUUGAAAGCCAAAUUCUCAGCCGUUGCACCAGCUCCUUGUGGUGGGUUAAUGAAAGAUCAGAAAGGCAGCCUUUCGGUACCAACUACAAGACCUUUCAACGAAACAGCCUUCUACUGUCAAUGGAAAAUGGAACCUCCGGAAGAGAUUCUUCCUUUUACAAAUGAAACUGGAAUAACAAUGACUUUAAAAGUUUCUGGCAUUAUUGGAGACACGCGACAAGCAACUAGGAAUUGUUUAUUCUAUCAACAAUACGUCAGGGUUACAGAUCCUGAUGCACUAAUUGCUACUGUUUGUGGUAAUCUUAUGUCCAAACCAAUGUACGUGCGAACUCCAUCCACUUCAAAUACUAUUAAGGUACUGAAUGCAACUGAAGUAUCUCCUAUGAAAAUUAAUCUAACAUACGAAUGGCAACAAUGUGGUGGAGUCUUAGGAGGUCCUUUCCAUACAAUUAGAACUCCAAUAGUCGAAACUUUCCCAAUAAAUUGUGCAUGGGAAGUUAAAUUUCCGGACAAUGGAGAAAUUAUAAAUUUGAACUUUAAUUCCAUAAAUUUAGGAAGUUGUGAAAAAAAUUACAUUAUUGUUAGAAACGGUGGGCCUAAUUCUCCAGAAUUAGAUAAAAUUUGUGGAAAUAUAAUACCACAAAAAAUUGUCAGCUCCAGUCAUAAACUUUGGAUUGAAUUCUAUUCUGAAACUACGCCAAAUGAUUUUGAAUUUACUUUAGAUCAAAUUGGAAAUGAAUGCGGUAGUGUUUAUCGCGGAAAUCGAAAAGAAAUCUCCUCUCCUAAAUUCCCAUCAUCCUAUUUACCGAAUGUCGAAUGUGUGUGGACCCUUGUGGCCGAGGCAGGUUAUCAUAUUCGACUUGAGUUUGUGGAUAGAUUUAAUUUAGAAUCCAGUACAAAUUGUCAGAAUGAUUAUCUACAGUUAUUUAAAUGGAACGACAACGAGAAAGGAGAUAACGAAUGGAUUGAAAUUGAUAAAGUUUGUGGUCGAAAUACUCCAGGUCCAUAUAAUUCGACUUCGACACGUUUAAAAGUUUUAUUCCAUUCAAAUGAGGCAAUUGAAGGAGAUGGAUUUAGAGCUCUGUGGUAUCAAGAUUGUGGAGGAGUAUUUGAUGUUACUAAGGAAAUGAAGUAUAUAAAAUCACCAAAUUAUCCAAGUUCCUAUAAAAGAAACCAGUUUUGCAACUAUACUCUAAUUGCGCCUGAGAAAAAUAUUAUUGUUGACUUUUUGGACUUCCAGGUUGAACAAGGAAAUAAAGGUAAACGUGAUUGCCGCUGGGAUAAUGUUACAAUUAUAACUGAAGGAAUGUACUAUUUCGAUGAACCAUUUGAAACUGUCUUUUGUGGAUCCGAAUUGCCUGCGAUUCAGAAGUCCUAUUCAAAAAUGCAAAUUAUAUUAAGAACGGAUUCCUACCGCCAAAUGCCUGGCUUUUUCUUGAGAUACUUUUUAAGUGAAUGCGGUGGAGAGAUAACCGAACCCCAGAUGAUUAGUUCCCUUAAUAAUGGUCCAACAUAUUUCGGAGGAAUCAAUUGCACUUGGAUCAUUAAAGCUCCUACAACCAAGAGAGUAGUACUUCGUUUUGAGGAAUUUUCACUAGAGUAUAGUUCAAGUUGUUCUUUUGAUGCGGUUGACGUGUAUGAAGGAGCUUUGAUUGACAUUAGAACACGUUUAGGAUGUUAUUGUGGAAAUUUAACUGGCAUGCUUCCGGUUGUUAAAACUUCUAGCAACAUAAUGACUGUUAACUUUAUUUCUGACGAAUCUCAUCAUUUCGGAGGUUUCAAAGCCUUGGUAACAUUUGCAAACAAUGAAGCUGAAGGAUGUGGAGGUAUUUUAAACAUUACUGACUCAAUUUCCUUUAGGACACAAAAGUCUGAAUUUUAUGAUUCAAUACAAGAUUGUCACUGGACAGCAAUCACGUCACCCACCAAACAACUAAGAUUUACUAUUAAUUCUAUUGAUUUAAAACCAAAUGCAAAUAGAACAAUUCGUUUCGAUAGAUUGUGCUCAGGCGAUUACUUAGAGAUAAGGGAUGGAAAAUCUCAAUACGGGGAUCUACUAGCACAAGUGUGCGGCAGUAGUUCACCUUCUUCAGUGACAUCUUCCACAAAUUCUUUGUGGAUAAGGCUUUUUACAGAUGGAUCACUUGUUGGAAGAGGCGUAACUGCCACAAUUGAAGCAAUUGAAUCUUAUUGUGGAGCAACAGAGUUACUUUUCAGUGAUAAGACACAGACUCUUCGAUCACCAUCAUAUCCUGAUCCAUAUCCGUCAGAUAUCACUUGUAGAUGGUUACUGACUGGAUCCUCGUCCCGUGGAGUCUAUUAUAUUCACUUUACUAAUUUCGAUCUAAUGGAUGAGCAAGAAUGUUAUGAAGAAUAUGUUCAAAUAACAGACUAUAAUGAUCAACAUAUUAUUUCUGAAGGAUAUGGAGAAAACCAUGUUGUUAGCGGCAAAAUAGAAGAACCAUUCAGCUUGAGCAUGCAUCAUCUUUUACCUACUGAAACAUUAAAAUAUUGCGGAAGUAUAAUGCCUCAUGAUUUCUACAGCUAUGGUGACAAAAUAGAAGUUAAAUUUAAGUCAUCAGUACAGAAAUUACAGAAACAUAAAGGAUUUGAGUUUGAAUAUGGCACAUCUAUGUGCGAUCGAAAUCGAACAGGAGUGCAGGGAAGAUUGGUACAUCAGGGUUUCGUGGAAUGCUGGCUCACAAUUACUGCUCCCAUCAAUCACACAAUCUCUUUGUACUUUAAUAACUUUAGAUUAGGCGGUUAUGAUAGUUGUGAAGAAAGUUCAUUACAGAUUUUUGAUGGAGGUUUUAAGGAUCAUCGUCUAAUAAAUGCGUGCGGAUAUGAAAUACCUGAUCCCGUCUUUAGUACUGGCAAUAAAUUAAGUUUCCAUUCGUUUCAAACUAAUUCUAGAAAGUAUAAUGGUUAUGAUAUUACCUAUGUGGCUACAGAUAAAGGACGUGGUUGUGGAGGGAAAAUAUUUAACUACGCUGGUAAAUUUACUUCACCAAUGUAUCCUGGUCCUUUUAGAAACGAAAGUGAAUGUACUUGGCAUAUCAGUGUUCCUGUGGGUUUUAAAGUCGCUCUAGUAUUUACAGAUUUUGAUAUUGGCUCUGACGAACUUUGCGGUACAAACAAUGUUCAAGUAUAUAGUUUAAAUAAUGCUGCAGUCUACUGCGGAUCGGUAAGACUAAUAAUUAUUAUAUCACCUCAAGUCAGUAAUUUUCGGCAAAUUGAAAUCACAAAUAAAAUUCUCUCUUUGCAGCAUCUUCCAGCUAAUUUUUACGGUUCUAACAAUGAAGUUGAAGUUACUUAUAGAACGAGUAUAAACAACGGUGGAAAAGGAUGGGUUAUUGAGUUCACAAGUGUCAGAGGCAAUCAAAUAAUUCCUAGUGAUUGAAAGAUUAUGAGAAAACAAUUUAUUUCACUCUCUAUCUAUUUUUACGUUAAAAAUAUCAUCGACACAAAAAGUAUCUAAACUUAGGAAUCAUAAUGUGGAAUGUAAAUAUUUAUUUACGUUGUUAAAAUAUAACUUUGUACAUUUUUUGAAAAUAUAGAAAAUUUUAUUGUAAA